Messenger RNA from Thunnus maccoyii (southern bluefin tuna), 3147 nucleotides. RefSeq names its product glutamate decarboxylase 2 (gene gad2). The transcript has 16 exons. Gene Ontology annotation, biological process: GABA shunt. NCBI's taxonomy places the organism in Eukaryota, Metazoa, Chordata, Actinopteri, Scombriformes, Scombridae. The record is from RefSeq and is a predicted model, not a curated record. Bases 41 to 1795 code for a protein of 584 amino acids. Gene Ontology annotation, cellular component: cytoplasm. Gene Ontology annotation, molecular function: pyridoxal phosphate binding; glutamate decarboxylase activity.
CGGUCUCCGUGUCUCCUGCAGCUCCUAACUACCGGCAACAAUGGCAUCACACGGUUUCUGGUCUCUUGGCGGAGAUAAUGCUGGGGCCAAUACCGGGAGUCAGAGCCCCAGUACGCCCAGGGCUUGGUGCCAAGCGGCGGCCCAGAAAUUAUCCGGAGGAAUUGGAUCGAAAUUAUGUGCGCUGCUCAAUGUCGGGGAAGUGGAGAAACCCGCCGAACCGGCCGUCAAGCAGCCGCCACAGACGGCGGCUGAAACCUGCGGCUGCAACAAAUCCUGCAACUGCACCAAAGCUGCUGGAGGCUUCUCCGACCUCUAUUCAACAGACCUGCUACCUGCUAUGGACGGUGAUACCAAAACAAUGACCUUCCUGCAGGAGGUUGUGGAUAUUUUACUGGCCUACAUCGUGGAGUCUUUCGACAGGGAAACGAAAGUUAUUGAUUUUCAUUAUCCAAACGAGCUGCUUCAGAUGAACAACUGGGAGCUGCAGGAGGAGCCGGCUACUCUGGAUGAUAUCUUGAUCAGCUGUCGCGCUACUCUGAAAUACGCCAUCAAAACAGCCCACCCCAGGUACUUCAAUCAGCUCUCUACAGGAUUAGACAUGGUUGGACUGGCAGCGGAUUGGCUAACAUCCACUGCCAACACCAAUAUGUUCACCUAUGAGGUGGCGCCUGUCUUUGUGCUGCUCGAAUACGUCAGUCUGAAGAAGAUGAGGGAGAUCAUUGGCUGGCCGGACGGAAGAGGAGAUGGCAUUUUCUCUCCUGGUGGUGCUAUUUCUAAUAUGUAUGCCAUGUUGCUGGCCCGCUUCAAGAUGUUCCCUGAAGUGAAGGAGAAAGGAAUGUCAUCUGUUCCCAGACUGGUGGCCUUCACAUCCGAACAUAGCCAUUUCUCAAUCAAGAAAGGCGCGGCCGCUCUUGGCAUCGGGACAGAGAGUGUCAUCUGCAUCAAAGCAGAUGAAAGUGGUAAAAUGAUCCCAGCUGACCUUGAGAGGAGAAUACUGGAGGCGAAACAGAAGGGUUUCGUACCUUUCUUUGUAAGUGCAACUGCAGGAACAACAGUGUACGGAGCCUUUGACCCUCUCAUCGCCAUCUCUGACAUCUGCAAAAAGUACAACAUCUGGAUGCAUGUGGACGGUGCGUGGGGAGGAAGUCUCCUCAUGUCCAGGAGACACAGAUGGAAGCUGGACGGCGUUGAGAGGGCCAAUUCAGUAACAUGGAACCCACACAAGAUGAUGUCAGUUCCUCUGCAGUGUUCUGCCCUGCUGGUCCGAGAGGAGGGUCUGAUGCAGAACUGCAACCAGAUGCACGCCUGCUACCUCUUCCAGCAGGACAAACACUACGACCUUUCCUACGACACUGGAGACAAAGCCCUGCAGUGUGGACGCCAUGUGGACAUCUUCAAGCUAUGGCUCAUGUGGAGAGCCAAGGGCACCAUUGGGUUUGAGGCUCAGAUUGACAAGUGUCUGGAGUUGUCGGAGUACCUGUACAACAAGAUCAAAGACAGAGAAGGCUACGAGAUGGUCUUUGAUGGGAAACCUCAGCACACCAACGUCUGCUUCUGGUACCUCCCUCCUGGGAUACGCUACAUGGAGGACAAAGAGGAGAGAAAGAAACAUUUGCACAAGGUGGCCCCGGUGAUAAAGGCCAGGAUGAUGGAGUACGGGACAACCAUGGUCAGCUACCAACCGCAAGGGGACAAGGUCAACUUUUUCCGCAUGGUGAUCUCAAAUCCCGCCGCUACCUUCGAGGACAUCGACUUUCUUAUUGAGGAGAUUGAACGACUCGGCCAAGACCUAUAAGACUCAUCUCACCAAAUCCUCCUGUACUUUUCCCCCUUGACGGAUGAAUUGUUUGUCGUGAAUGUACUGGUAAACAUUUUCUUUUCUCUCUCUUUCCUCCAAAGUCACAUAUUUAAGAGUAUAUUUGAGAAAAAAGAUCUACAGAUAUAUCUAUAUAUUAUGUAUUGUAGCUUUUGCUGUGGACUACCUCGGUCCAAAGCUAUGUAAAAGUGCUUCUGUCUGCCUUUCCUAUAGUGUAGUAGCUCCCAAAGUAGUGUAAGUGAUGUAACUUUAUAUGUACUUUUUUGUGAUAUGAAAUGCUUGUGCAAUAGGUCAAUGAGGAAGAGUUUAUUUUUCAAUCAUUUCUCAUUUGCCGAAUAUGUUGUUAAGUGCCAAAUGUGGCUGUGUUCUAUUGUAACUUACACUUUAAACUUCUGGUUUAAAACAAAAAAAAGCACUUCACCUUACCUCAGCUUAAUCAACUGCCUUUACAUCUGCGCUUAGUACUUCAAGCAGUGAUUUUUGGACAAAAUUCUCUCGACUGGUGACAUAUAGCAGUAUCCCCGUAGAUUUGGAAAUAUUGACAAGAAAAGUAGGCGAGGAAAAGUUGAUUUUGAGGACUUUAUUGAGGAUUUCCAUCAACAUUACACAACAAAGCAUUUAUGAAAGCAUGUCUGUCCAUUUUGCAUCACCUUAUGCUCUUUGAAAAGAUGGUUUUGCAGCUUAUGAAGCUAAUUUACUGUAGUUGCUUAUUACUUCUAACACUGUUUACUGUUUUUAGACAUGAUUCUUUCCAAUGUAUUUAUGGUGGUGAAGGCUUGUUAAACCCAUUUUCUUUAUGUCACCAGCUACACGCACACAUCAAAAGUUAUAAUCCUUAAGAUUUUCAAUAUAGAAUGGCCAACAUACUUUCAGCAAUAGCCAUUCAAUCACUUUGCUCUGUGUAACUUCCUGUCUAUACAGUAGUUUUCAUUUUUACUUGCCCUGUGCACAAUUCCUGCGUAGGAUUUCUCAGGAAAUGAUGCACACACACACUAGACAUGAUGCAGAAAACUAAAGCUGGUGCAUGCAUGCAUCUCACCUGAUGCACAAGGAAAAGUUUGAUCAGUUCAGUAUGCCUGACGAAAUUGUUGACUGCCUUCUUUAGUCACAAUGUGACAUGAUAAAUCCUAGUUUUUUGGAUUUUUUGUUUUGUUUUGUUUUGUUUUUGCUGUAAACAGAUAAAAGUUAACCAAUUUCUGUUGCAACUUUUGUUUCUGGGAAAAUGUUGUUUUGGGCCAGUGGGUGUUGUAUAACCUGCAAUUCCAACUUUGGCCACUACAUCAAAACCUAGUGAACAGAGCAUAGACUAUAUAUAAAGAUGGAAGUAGAAA